Penicillium cosmopolitanum is the source of this 1635-nucleotide messenger RNA. RefSeq names its product MDR family MFS transporter. Lineage: Eukaryota; Fungi; Ascomycota; Eurotiomycetes; Eurotiales; Aspergillaceae. Gene Ontology annotation, molecular function: transmembrane transporter activity. The transcript has 4 exons. Gene Ontology annotation, biological process: transmembrane transport. The record is from RefSeq and is a predicted model, not a curated record. The annotation marks the transcript as partial.
AUGGGUGUACAGAACCAAAUUAUGGAUCCUGUCUCGGAGAGUGCGCCCCCUGGUGGGUUGACCGCGGAUGGAACUGACACCCAUGAGAGUGAAGAGCAGCCUACAACCGAAUACAUGCAAGGAUGGGCUCUCGUUUCCUUGACAGCGGCCUUCAUGUCUAUUUGCUUCGUGCUGGCUAUUGACAAUACAAUUUUGGCGACGGCGAUACCCAGUAUCACCAGCGACUUCCAUAGCCUCAACGACAUAGGAUGGUAUGGCUCUUCGUACUUGAUCGCCCAAAUGUCACUGAUGCCGACUUGUGGUCGCCUCUACUCAUUCUACAACAUCAAAUGGAUUUACUGCGGCUCGCUGGUCGUCUUUGAACUCGGCUCAAUCGUCUCUGCUGUCGCUCCAAACUCCAUUGUGCUUAUUAUAGGCCGCGCAAUAUCUGGUCUAGGUGCUGCUGGCUUGGUGAGUGGGACGACGACUAUUCUGUCGUACUGCGUAUCCUUGCAAAAGCAGGCGAUGCUGUCGCCCAUUGUACUGGGAAUGUACAACAUUGGAUCGGCGAUUGGACCACUCGUGGGUGGUUCUAUAACAGAUAACAAAACUUUGACUUGGCGGUUUGUUUUCUGGAUCAAUCUUCCCUUCGGGGCUAUUGGGCUAGCUCUGGUCUGGUUCACUUUGAGAAAGCCGCCACCAGCAGUAAAGGCGGACUUACCCUGGAUGCAGAAGCUACGCCAGCUCGACCUCCCAGGAGCUAUUUUACUACUCGGUGCAACAUCCUGUUUGAAUUUGGCAUUACAAUGGGGUGGCAUCGUUUACCCUUGGUCUCAUUCCAAUGUUUUCGGAUGUCUGAUUGGAUUCGGUCUUCUUUUAGUUGUGUUUUUGGGCUUACAAUUCAGAGGCAAAGAAAGUGCGAAUAUUCCUCUUCACAUCUUCCGCAGUCGUACUGUAUCGGCCGCAUGCGGCUUCACGAUGCUCGUCCAGGUGGCUAUAGUGGUGCAAUCGUACUAUUGGCCCAUAUAUUUCCAGUCUGUCAGAAGCACCAAUGCCGAAGUCUCGGGAAUAAAUCUACUCCCAUUGAUUGUGUCCAACAGCCUCAGCAUGCUCUGUGCGGGAGUUAUUGUAUCCAAAUUUGAGCAUUAUUUACCGUUUAUGUGGAUCGGACCUCUUAUCCUAGCUACUGGAGGGGGUCUAUACCAACUCAUUCGGGUUGACAGCCCGCGUGGACAAUGGAUAGGGUUCCAAAUAUUAUCCGGCAUUGGCUAUGGCUGCUGUAAUCAAAUGCCAAUUCUCGCUGUGCAGGUGGUCCUCAAGAAGCAAGAUAUACCAACUGGUCUUGUGAUGAUCAUGUUUUUCCAGAUGCUCGGAGGCGCACUAGGUCCUAGUGUUGGGCAGAACCUUUUCACUGAUGGGCUUCUGCAAAAUCUCAGCAAGGUGGAGGGUAUAGACAGUGCAGCCAUCGUCGCGGCCGGCGCAAGUGGUUUCAGGGAGGUGGCUCCUCCCGAGUUGAUAAAUGUCGUCGUGGACGCAUUUAACUCCGCUUUGAAGAAUGUGUUCUGGGUUGCGCUCGCUACGCCGGGCCUUGCUUGGAUAGCAAGCUGGGCAAUGGAGUGGCUCAAAUUGCCAAGCACCAAGAAGCUUGUCACCGAA